AUGAAGGACCCUGGGAAUUUUACAUUGCCCUGCACGAUAAGAGGGAAGAUGGUUGGGAACGCGCUGUGCGAUUUAGGGGCAAGCAUAAAUCUAAUUCCCUUGUCGAUUUUUAAGAAGCUGGAUAUCGACAACGCAAGACCAACUAUGAUCACUUUACAGUUGGCCGAUAAAUCAAUAAAGCAUCUUGAGGACAAGAUAGAGGAUGUACUCAUGCAAGCAGACAAGUUUAUCUUUCCGGUAGAUUUUUUCAUAUUGGAUUACGAAGCUGACAGAGAAGUCCCUAUCAUCUUGGGUUGCCCAUUUCUCGCAAUGGGGCGAGCACUGAUCGAUGUGCAAAAAAAGGGAAUUGACCAUCAGGGUCGACGAUCAGGAAGUAAAAUUCAAUGUGUUCGAUGCGUUGAAGUACCCAGGUGA
Benincasa hispida (wax gourd) is the source of this 414-nucleotide messenger RNA. Lineage: Eukaryota; Viridiplantae; Streptophyta; Magnoliopsida; Cucurbitales; Cucurbitaceae. The record is from RefSeq and is a predicted model, not a curated record.